This is a messenger RNA of Myxocyprinus asiaticus (Chinese sucker), 9101 nucleotides long. Its product is annotated as microtubule-associated tumor suppressor candidate 2-like. The record is from RefSeq and is a predicted model, not a curated record. The transcript has 15 exons. Gene Ontology annotation, cellular component: nucleus; cytoplasm. Gene Ontology annotation, molecular function: microtubule binding. Lineage: Eukaryota; Metazoa; Chordata; Actinopteri; Cypriniformes; Catostomidae. Bases 352 to 4269 code for a protein of 1305 amino acids.
GUCGGUCGGUCGGCUGUGGGAGAGAGCGUGCGGUGAACGGGCUGAGUGAGGACAGACUGGACAGACAAUCUGGGUUUACGUGAGGUUUGGCACCAGGUGAAUAAACAAGGCAAUUCAAGAUCAUCAAAGCUGAUAUGAUGUCAUCAAGUGCACUACCCUGUUGAGAAUCAAAAAAAAAAAAAAAAAAAAAAAAUCUCAUACAAUGGAAACAAUGUGAGAUGAGGUUAUGAGUAUAAACACCAUCUGAACUGAAAACGUUGAAGGCCUAGUGCAGACAAGUGAGGAACAAGACCUUUGAUGGAUCCGGGAUUACUGUGGAGCUUUUGAUAGAGAGGCUCAGACUGACACAACAUGAAUAUGCAAGGAAAGAUACGAACUGGUGAGAGCAACCAACAAGGAGAAAUACAGAACAAGCGGCCUUUGCUAGAAACUGAGGGAGAUGCCAAUGCUAACCAAAUCUCCCAAGAGGAAAUUCAUUCAGAUGACCGAGAGCAUAGCAGCCUAUUACCCACUCUUGUUUCACACUCUGAAACCCGGGAGAGGAUCAUUAUCUGGGGAACGCAUGCCCGGAGUGGUGACCCUGAGCUGGAAGAGUUUGAACUGUUGGAGUGUCAAGAACUAGAAACGUUUAUUGUGGAUGAAGAACAUGGAGAUAAUCGGAGUCAGAGGAACAGGAAGGGAGCGAAGAACAUCUCUGACGGUAAACCGGGAUCUGCAACCAUAAACUCCACUGCAGGAUCCACUUGGAAAGACCAUAAUGAGAACCACAGUGUGGAUGGAGAUGCAAAUGAGAACUCUCAGCCCCUUGACCUCAGGACCUCUAGCUCCCGCUCUGGAGGAAAUAGGACCCUGAGAGAGGCCCGGAGUGGUUCUGAAAGCAAUGUCUUCUUUUCGUCUUCUCUUUCUGCAGUAACCAGCCUCAGUGGAAGUUUAGCCAGCGCUCUGGACAGUGCAGGCUGCACACAGUCUCUCUCUUCUCAGUCCACCAAGUCUACCUCAGGCAAAGGCAGGAACCAGCAACAAGCCUCUACCGAGUCCUACAUCCACUCAGAGAGAAACAGGGAGCUUCCCAGCAGGGACCUCGACCAAAACCACAACUCUAUUACACUGCCUCAGGAACCACAAUAUGACAGAAGUAAGCUAAUCACUAAAAGUGUGGGGUAUUCUUCAAAUGGAGGAGUUAAAGUGCAAAAACACGCCAUGGAAACAGAAAAAAACCAGGGGAAAAGGAUGUCAACCGAUUUGACGAAAGGCAUGAUGAGGGUGCUACCUUCCUGUAGGCAGCUAGUGCACCCUCAUUCAACUGAAACAGAAAAAAGGCUAACCUCAGGAUAUCCCAGUACAGACACCCAAGCAGAACAACAACCAUCCCACUCCUUACAUCAACAAGUUCUUAAGACUGCAGAAGUCAACAGUAAUCACAGGUCUCUCAACCAGACCUUCUCCCAAGAGGCCCAACGCUUGAUGAGGCAAAGCUCAGCAGAUCGUGCUGCAAGUUACUCCAGCCUAGAGAGGAAGACUCACUUCAGUCGGCGGACUUACAGCAGUCCAACCAGACCAUCGACACCUCCAUCCCCCAAGACCACGAGGUCACCCCAAAGACAGCCUCAGUCUUCGCCCAUCAAGACUUUACCUUCUCGAGCACCUCACUUGGUUUAUGGUGCAUCACAGGGGUACAGCUCAGGCUUAAGAGCUCCAGUCAAGACUACUAUCAACACAAGCAUACAUAAACAUCCUCCUGAGCAGGUUCCAACAGAGAGGUCCUCUCCACCCAAGUGCCCACCAAAGCCCAAAAGCGUCCGCCCCAAAAUCAUCACGUACAUUCGGAAAACCCCACAGGUGAAACCCCAGUCCCUUGAUGGAUCAAAUGAGGUGUCGUCCUCAACUUCGAGACUCUCAGACUACAGCAACACUCAAGCCAAACCAGCAACAGGAGAUCAAGGGGAAGCCCCUGUGCUGAGUGCCUCAGAUUUGCUAUGUGAUAAAUAUCGUCAAGAGAUGCAGAAAGUAAGGUUCUUUUCCCCUGGACUUAUGGUUUCUGGGAUUAAGCCACCCAGCAGCACCAUGCCCCACAAAAUUACAGGCAGGGUGGACAGCUUCUAUGGGUCUCCCAACAAGCCCCCUUCUGCAGUGGCAGGCAGAUCUCCAGUCGCUUUUGGAUCUCCAGUGUCUGGAACUGAUGACCCUUCAGGACACCCUAUGGGAGCACAGGACACAGGGUCUCUUUUUCGGUCACCAAGGGGCCUUAGACCACAGCUUGGCAUCGGUGCUGUCAACCGGUCUCCUUCUGCAGCAGCCAAGAAUAGAAUGGUCCUAACAGGUCACCCAAAGUCACCACUGGCCCUCAGCCAACCAAUGCAGGCUGUAAACCCAACCAUUCAAACCUCUCAGGAACCUCAAGAUCAGAGAAAGCCAGUGGCUGCUGGGUUAGAUGCUAAAUCCCUCCUGCCGAAACCAGCUCAGUCUGGUCUGCGUCCUCCUAGUUACUCACGUCUCCCGCCAGCUCGUCUAGCUGCCUUUGGGUUUGUCAGAAGCUCCAGCAUCUCCUCUGUGUCCAGUAACCACUCCACCGACAGCACACGGAGUGACCCCUGCCGACCUGCCUACCGUCCCAACAGUGUAAAUGAUGAGCCGCCGUUGCACAGAGUCAUCAAAUCUCCCCCUAGGGAUGGACCCAGAGCACCCUGCCACGGCACCCCUCAACCCCCCAACACACCUGCACCCACACGCCGCUCACUGCUACCCCCUCCACGAAGCUCCCCAGUGGCUGCUCGUAAGGAAUUUCAGAGUUCUGACUGCACUCAUUCAUCUCUCUCCUCCCCUAAGAGACUGGCUGUGGUCUCUCCUAAACCACAGUCUCCAGUCCUUCAGAGGCAGCAGAGAGCAACAGCGGCGGUCCGAGCAUCAAGCGUGCAGAUUUUACCUCGUACUGGCUCUCCGGGCCCAGAGAAGAGGAAAGAAGAGGAGCAAAACAAAGAGAAAGAGCAAGAGGAGGCAGAAAAACAUGAUGAGCUGCAGCUUUUGCAGGGUCACUGUGAAAAGCAGAGCAGACAACUACAGGCUUUACAGACAGAACUGAAGAAAACCAGCAUGGGUCUGGAUGUCUUUGUGAUCUGCACUCAACACUUCUGCCUCAAGAGUGAAAGUGCUGAAGAAAAGGAAAGAGAAUUGUCCCAAGAACUCAGCAGGAUUCAGCAUGAAGUGGCCUUUAACACAGCUUCCUGGGAGCGUCUGCAGAAGGAGAAUAGAGAGCUGGAGGAGUGCUUUGAGAGUGAUCUUAGAGAGUUGCAGGUCCAGCAGGAGUCUGAGCUUGCUACCUUAGAGGAGAACCUGAGAUUGCGCCACGAUUCAGACAGAGACCAUCUCAGAGCAGAGCACCAAUCAGAGGUGGAAGAGCUUCGAACCCAGCACCAGGAACAAGUUGAGGAGUUGAGUGCAAACCAUGAGGCCGCCUUGGAGGACCUGAAGACAAUGCACAACAUCACCAUGGCAACGCUGCAGGAGGAGCAUGCCAGGACAAUGAGAGAUUUAAGAAAAGCUCAUGAGCAGCAGAAAGCAAGUUUAGAAGAGGACUUUGAGAGACUUCGCCUCUCCCUUCAGGACCAGGUGGACACUCUGACGUUCCAGAAACGAACUCUGAAAGACAAAGCCAAACGUUUUGAAGAGGCCUUGAGGAAGAGCAUUGAUGAACAGAUUGUAGAUGCCCUAGCUCCAUACCAGCAUAUCGAGGAGGACCUGAAGAGUCUAAAAAAAGUUCUGGAGAUGAAGAACCGGCAAAUUCAUGACCAGGAGAAGAAGAUCUGCGAGCUGGAGAAAGUGCAGGCCCAAAAGAACCUGUACCUGGAGGAGCGGGUCCAGGUGCUUCAACAGCAGAAUGAAGACCUUAUGGCCCGCAUUGACCGACAUCUUGCAGUGUCCAGGCAACUAUCUGAAGAGAACGCUAACCUUCAAGAUUAUGUGGAGAAGGAGACGAACGAGAAGAAACGUUUAAGCCGCAACAAUGAUGAGCUGAUGUGGCUUCUCCAGACGAGUCCUCACCUGUCGCCCUCCUCCUCCCCUAUUCACAGAGCCUUCUUCCCAGGCCCUGACAUCCCCCCGUACCCUUACUCUCCAGGCACUGGUACUCCCACACACUCUUGUUCCCCUGGCCCCUGUACCCCCAGUCACAGGGUGGUGUCUCCAGGACCAGGGACGCCCAAUCUCAGAGGGUCACCAGCAGCCAGGUCGUCCCCCGCUCGAAUCCCAAAUGCCAACACUUUACCCAGAUGAGCUGCCCUGUUGAGUCUCUGUUGCUUCAUCCAUCUCUCCUCUUGUUUUCUGUCACUUUUAAUCUUUCCUUUACUCCACUGUCGAGUACAGUGCUUCGUUUUGAUGUGCUGUCAAUGAUUUUCUUUGAAAAGAAGAGAGACCUGCGCAGAUUUCAUGUUCAACAAGUUCAAUGUUAAACCUGUCAGAUUUAAUUUAUUCAGACUUUGAUGAUGCUAACUGCCAGAUGGAGAAUCAAUGACCUUGCUGAUCUCUGUCACUUUCAUUUUGACUUCAUAACUCAAAAAAAAUAUGUAAUUCGUCUCUGGGGAUCGGACUUUGUAAAGGUAAACUUGUAGCAUCGCAUCAUAACGAAAGAGCUUGAUGCUCAACUUUAGAUAUUUUGCCGAAAAUGCUUGGCAAAUGUUAAUGGAUGAACUAAACAUACAGGCAACAGAUGGGUUAAUGCACGACUCCCCAAUUUCAUGUUAUGCCCCGUCUAGGGGUUAGGACGAAAGGUAGCACUCGAAAACAAAGGUUUUUAGGAACAAUUAUUAUUUUUUAUUUAUCUUAAAUGGGAAUUCAAACUUCAGGAGCUGACCAGGUCAAAAUAAUCAACAAAAGCAUAAACACUCUUGACCUCUUUCAAAUCCUAAGUCAAACGAAAAGAAAAUACAACCAACUUACCUAACUCCCUAACCAUAAACAAAGUCAAAAGAUUUCCAAUAAACAAAAUGGCAUCAGACUCCCUACUUUCCCAGUCUCCAAUAUUUCCAAUAUAUUUACAAAAGUAUUUACAAAGUUCUAAGUCUCUAGGUUGAGGGUUUAAUCUUAAAUCAGUGUUGAUAAACAAGCAAGGAUCAAUACACCAAACACAUUUCUCAAACAGCUUCUCAAAACACACUUUCUAAACACUCUCCAAAACUCUCAAACAAUUUCUUUCUGUGAACCCAAGAGGAAGUGAUGACAUGGCUUUUUAAAGGCUCCUGGACCCGGCUGCACCAAUCAGGAAGUGGCAUCAAUUAGGCUUCAGGAGCCAAUCAGACGUCAUUCCUAGACAGACACACAUAGGCUGUGUCUCGUUUGGAAGGCUGCGUCCUCCAGAGGUCGCAUUUCUCGGCCGCAUACGUCAUCGAGGAUGUCUCGUUUCAUAAAAGCGAGUAGGUUACUUCGAAUCCAGCCUUCGAAUGCGACCUUCUUUCAUGGGAAUUUGGAGGAUGCAUGAGGUGUAUCCUUCGUGGGCACUCACAACCCACAAUUCUUUGCUUCAACGGAAAUGUCUAAAAAAUUAACGGCAAUUUGCCCGUAAAUAUGAUGUUCAAAUGCAAGUAAUGUUAAUUCCCAAGUUGAAGUACCGCAGUAGAUGGGUGCAGAGUAUAUAAUAUGUAUUAUUAUAUUAAUAUAUAAUUAAAAUAAAGUAUUAGACUAAAAGUAAACCUGUAAAAUCUAUUUUCUUUUCUCGUUACAUCUUUAUAACUCUCCUAAAAUGUACCUCAUACAUUUCCUUCUAAAGGGACUUUGUUACCAUCUCACUCCAAGCGCUCGCACUUGUUAAAGAGUGGCGUGCUGUCAUAUCAACCAUGUUCCUUUCCGUUUCCGUUUGUCCUACGAAGGCCGUCUCGUUUAAACGAGAUUUGUUUAAAGGAGGAUGCUCAGUAUACUGCGCGUCCUACCUAGCACGCAGCCUUCGAAACGAGACACAGCCAUCGGCAUUCCAAAACAGAAAACUAUAGGGUGGUAACAAGACAUUCACACAUUCAUACUACAUAAUAACCAAAUGCUAACUGAAAAAAAUGCUAAUUGGAUGCUUGGAGUCUGUCAAAUUUCAAUUGGUAGAAUGUUCCAGAUAUUUGGGGCAUGCUGGCUAAAAGCUGCUUCACGUGAUCCCUCCAAUUUUUCAAGGUCAGCAAUUAUCUAUGUAAGCAGUACACCACUGCCACUGUUUGGCAUCCCUUGACGGCGCCCAGCUACAACUUCAGGAGCUGGUCAGAAUUGUUUCACACCACUGAGCACCACUCAUAUAGUUUUCUGUUAAAUUCAUUCUAAAAAAAAAUAAAUAAAUAAGAUAGACAAAAAACAUAUAGAAUCACCUGUUUGGUUUACUUUCCCAGUCCAGCUAGCUAGCUAACAUUAGUAAACAAUUAGUUUAGCAGUUACUUCAACUGCUACAUAACUACCAAGAAAACAGAGAUUUUAUAAAAUAUAUCCAGAUUUACCAAUGUGACAAAUUCUUUGGGUAAUGUUCAAUAACGCUUAUUUUAUUCCAUCAAAAUUCUUUAUCUCUGUUAGAGAGAGCGUAAAGUUAAAACUCAGGCUAGCUAGCUAACGUUAGCUUACUAAAUAGAUAGUUACUAUGUAGCUAACUGUCUGGUGUGCAACCCGCUUUACUCUGAUCUGACAAAGGGAAGUGUUGUCACCCAGUGUAUGACUAAUGACACAAAACAGGGAGAUCAAAUAUACCGACUGCAGGAAAUGUUGUAAAUUGUUGUAAUUUUUUGUAGUAUUUUAUCAUAAUGGAUGUUUUGCUACUUGAUGUGCAUGUGAUCAUUUGAGUCUUCCAUUCUUAAUGUGGAAACUAGGAUAGUUGUCAUGUUAGCGUAGAUACUCUGACUCCUGGGAAUGAUAGCGACCGCUAAUAUUUUGAAAUGUUUGCGACAUUCAGACUCCUUAAGUUACACCUGGCCGGUAUGUUACUAGUGCGUAAUGGUUUUAAGGAGGUUCAAUAUGGCAGUUUAAUGAACUGUAUAUUUGGAUUUAUUUAAGCUAUCUUUAUUGUAAUGCUGGUUAACUCUUGUAUUACCUCUGUAGAGUGCAGUAUAACCUAGGGAGAAUUUUCUCUGUAUGGAUGAAUUAGAAAGGAAUGUAUAACUUUGUAUCUUUAAAUGAUGUAUGAUAAAGUUCAGGGAAAUAGUUUUGCUCUGUCUCAAAGACAGUUCUUAUUUUCUCAGUAAUUAAAUAUCAAGAUUCCUUUUUUUAAAAUAACAUGGCAAAAGCAACAUUCCUUAUGCAAAGUGGGUUUCGAUAUUUUAAAGCAAAGAGGUAAUUUUUUGAAUUCUUGGCAAAUGUGAUUUUUUUGUUUGUGUUUCUUUUUACAAUUGAUACAUCUUUCAAUGGAACAUUUUCAACCUUCUACACUUUUGAUACAAUUGUCUUAAAGGAGGAAUUUUAUAAACUAUUUACUGAUAAUAUUUUUUCUAUAUUAUUAUCAGUUUGUGCUUGUGCAGGUAUCAUACAGACAAGUACAAUAAUCUGCUAUUCAAGACCAGCUAUCAACAAAAAAAAGUGCUGUUUGUAGUCCACACACACAGCAAGUAUGUUUUUCUUCAUUUGGAACACCACUGUUUACCUUUUAGAAUUUUGUUUUAUUUUUUAUUUUUUUAUUCCUCUUAAAUAUAUAUUUUUAGUUUAUGCUUUCAAAAUCCUGAUGCUAUUCCGUAUUCAGAUCAUGUAGCUUGACAUUCAAAAUUAAUUUUUCUUUUCAUUUGCUCUGUCACUGUGAUACAAAUGCAUUAUCUGUGUUGUUAACUUUCCAUUUUUGCUACUCUCACACACAUGCUAAGAAGCUUCUCAGUGUUUCCUGCCAAGCACAUAACACUGAACUGAAAAAAAAAGUAAAAUAAAAAAUACUCCAGCAGCUUAUAUUUUAAAAUCUUUUUUAAGCAUUUUUAUUCAUAUCUAAAAAGACAGCAGAACAACUUACAGUUCACUAGUCACAAGUUUGAAAUAAAAAGUCACAUUUAAAUAUUAUAUUUGAUAGUUUUAACUACAGAUUUGCUUAACUAUCUUGAUUCACAACAACAAGUAGGCCUACAUGUGUGAUUCAGGGAUGUGCCUUUGUUUAACGUGUAAAGUAGCAAAAAUGAAAAGCUUUUCACAUUACAGCAAUCUUACAAACAAUAUGCGUCUUAUACUAUAGAUGAUUACAGGAAAAUAAAUGAUUGUGUAAACAAUAAUACAACUGUUUUCAGAGUAGGUAAAACAGGAUUAAAAUUGUAAAAUUUUAGUUGCUUUUACCUUUUAGUUUUUACUUCUUCAGAAAUUCAGAGUUUUUUUAUUUUUUAUUAUUCAAUCCAACAUUUCUCUGCAUAUUUUGUCUUUAUUUUCUGUAUGUUUUAACUAAAACCUAAGCAACCUCAACUGAACAAACAUACUGCAUCUGCUAUGGUUUUAGUGUAGUACAACAUUGUUUCAAAUCUACAGCAACUACAGUAAGGAGUUGCCAUGUAUUUUAUGUGUAUACUCUUUUGAAAAUCCAAUAUCCUGUACGAGCUCUUUGGUUCUAAGUUAGCAGUAAAUUUUUUGGCUCUCAAGACAACCAUGACUAUAGGAUUAGACAACACAUGUUGAUGAAUGAUUAACAACAGAAUCAGGUUCUGAGACUGUACUGACUCUUUGUCCUGUGGAUAUCUAAACUACUGAAUGAGCACAGUCAGUGUAAACUUAUAAAGGGUUAUUGGAGUCACUUAUUGUACUGAAUUAUAUUUGUCCAUCUGUCUUUAACAGCUGACUUCUAUUUUGUCUUUUUCGACUGGGUUUACAGUCACUUGUAAGCUAGUAUUUAUUGUAUUGUAGUGUACAGUAAUCAAUGCAUGUUUGUCCUGGCAGAUCAUCUCUUCCUUGCUGUAUACUUUGUGAUGGUCCAUGCUGUAUCUGUAGUAUAGAGAAUAUAAUACUAAGGAAUGGAAAUGAUUUAUAUAUAACACAUUUGUAUUCAAUUUUAGGGGUUGGGGAUGAAUAUUAAAAUGUUUCAAAAUAAAAUGGCCAUAUUCUUUUUUUUUUUUUUUUUUUUUUUUUUUUUGUGCAAAUAAUGUCCGAAUACAAAAAAUAUAAUAAAAAAUAAAUCAUUUUUAAAUGUG